GUUCUAGCGCACCUGCGCCGGAGCGUUCCACAUGGCGAAAUUAUGAAUACUCUCAGAAACGAUUUGUUUCUGAGAGACAUGCUCCACUGAACUCCCGCGAUCCGAAUCGGUUUUCUCUUCAAGAGCGCGAAUGAAUCGUUGAAGGAGCAUCGGUUUCAGCAUGGACCAGCAGAACAAGAGAGCUCUAACUCUAUCCGUGGGAUUACUGUUCGUCGUCCUUUUCAAAUUCAAACCGAUCGUGGAGUACCUGAAGAGCUGGAUUCCGGAUAGAUCUCGAUCCGAUCCCGAUGUGUAUUCAGCUCUAGACGCGUAUAAGAGGGAUUUGUUCUGGAAUCUCAAGUUACUGCGGCAUUCGAAAGAGAGUUCCGAUAUCGAUGAACUGAGAAUAUUGGAAGUUUGUUACAAUCCUCUGCUCGCCGCGAAUUAUAAAUAUUUCCCAUACUAUAGCACGAGCACAAUCGUCUGCGAGGAUCGCUCCCUUCGGAGGGUCAGUGAGAAGAGAAGCUACAUGACUAUCGGCAACCUGGACGCCUUACGAAACCUCGCGGAUAAGACUUUCGACGCGGCUGUCGUCACAUUCGUUCUCUGCGCUUCGAAGAACUUGGAGCGAGACCUGUGCGAGCUCCGUCGGGUGCUCAUCGAUGGGGGUCAUCUCUAUUUUCUCGAACACGAACCUCUUCCUGAAGGACAGCCACUGCGGUCGGAGACAUCGUACAACCCGCUUCCGAGAGUCGCCUCAUCAAUCGCUGCGAUUUUCAGGACGAAGCCAUAUUCUAUAGCCGAAACAAUUCGGAAUCAGCGUUUCCUGCGAUGCGAAGUGAUACAGAGAGUGCUCCUUCCACAAUAUUACCCAGAUCGAGAGUUCGUGCUUGGAUUCGCGAUCAAAUAGCCAAGAAAUCGACGGAAUGUUAGUAUACACCGGCACGGAGUCCCUAGUGGGACUGAGAGAAGUAUCCAGUGAGCCAGGGAUUUCAAACAAGUCAUGACCCUUGUUCUUCAGCUGGAGACCUUUCAUAUACGGAGCUGAGUUCUCAGUCCACAUAUUCUAUAUACUGGGGAGAUGCUGUAUACUUUGUACGUCUUGUACAUCUCAUUUUGGCGAGGAAUCCCGAGCAUGACCCGGUAUUUUGAGGAUUUCUAGGCUCAGCUCCG
Molecule: messenger RNA, 1152 nt
Organism: Galendromus occidentalis (western predatory mite)
Lineage: Eukaryota; Metazoa; Arthropoda; Arachnida; Mesostigmata; Phytoseiidae
Product: methyltransferase-like protein 7B
Exons: 4
Coding region: 161-889 (242 amino acids)
Molecular function (GO): S-adenosylmethionine-dependent methyltransferase activity
Source: RefSeq, a predicted model, not a curated record